Molecule: messenger RNA, 3626 nt
Organism: Pseudophryne corroboree (corroboree frog)
Lineage: Eukaryota; Metazoa; Chordata; Amphibia; Anura; Myobatrachidae
Exons: 2
Coding region: 427-2286 (619 amino acids)
Biological process (GO): regulation of gene expression
Cellular component (GO): nucleus
Molecular function (GO): nucleic acid binding
Source: RefSeq, a predicted model, not a curated record
CCCACCAAAGGGAAUCACACUUGUAUUAAAAUAGGGUCUUAGAUGUACUGCCCCAUGCUCAAAUUUCUAAGCAGCCCCAACAACUAGUCAACAGGUCAGGAGCAGGUCACAUGACCAGGGACAGUUGGAGGGAUGACAGUUGGUCAGGACACAGUCUGAGGUAGCUGUGAGAGUGGAGGGCAUCUCUGACAGUGGAAAAUUCCAGUCAGAAAAUGGAGGUGCCACUGAGAGCAGCUGUGUGUGAGAGCCACUCAGUAAAAGUCUAAAAAGAGCUACACAGACAGCAGGACUAGUGUGAAGUCGAUUGUCCCAGACACCAGUUGGGAAUUUAGUAUUGUAGAAAGGGGUCGGACAUACCGCCUGGAUACCGUACCUACCUAGGCAGGUGUCACAUUUGGCGUUACACGAACAGGAUACGAACACAACAUGUCAUCUGAUGAACAAGCUACAGGGGCGUCAAAUACUCAUUCAACAAUGUCCAGCAUAAAUCCAAUUACAUUGCCCUAUUACUUUGGGGCCCAAUGGCUUCCAACAUAUAAUGGAGAUGUCGAAGGUUCUGAAGGGAACACCUUAACAAACUUUAAAAACAAAAUGAAAUCAAUGUUCCGCUUAUACCCACUGAGUAAACAACAGCAAGUGGAGAUCCUGAUAGGGCAGCUGAAAGGCACAGCUCUGAGAGAGGUGACUUCCUGGCCAGCUGAAGAAAGACAAACUGUAGGUCUUAUCCUGAACAGAUUAGCUACCACAUUUGAUAAGAGAACUUUGUCUGAUCUUAAGGUGGCCUUUUACUCAAGAAAGCAGCAGAAAGGAGAAACACUGCGUGACUUUGCACUCAGUUUACAGGAGUCACUUCGAGCACUACAGGCCAUCGAUCCAGCAGAAAUUCGACCAACAGAUGAAAUAUUGAUUAAUCGGUUUAUAGAGGGUUCCCAUGGUGAGAUAGUGAAGGCGUAUUUACGCCUCCUUCAGCUACAGUUACCAACUAGUUCAUUUUUAUGUUUCAAAGAAGCUGCCAUUAAAGUGGUAGGGACAUUACAGAGGCAAGAAAUGUCCUGUCCUGAUAUGUUGGGGUACAAAGAGAAGAAAUACCCUCCAGAGAGCACAAUGCAGGAAAUCAUAGAUCUGCACACACAGGAAGAAGCUGCUGUACAGGGUGCUCAGACGUCAAGGACUGAUCUAUUAAGUAUGAUAGGGGUGCAAGUCGCUGAACUGACCCAUGGAAUAACUGAAAUGUCACAACAAUUGUUGUAUUUCAUGCAGCAACAAGAAAAGUAUAGAGGAGAGACAAACUGGAGCAUUGAUGAAGGACAGCCCAGUGAUGUAAACCUUCAUCCUGUUGUCCAGAAUGAUAUUGAAGUUGUUGCAAUGCCAGCUAGAGAUUCAGAGUCUGAAGUUAGUGAUAGAAAAGUUAUGGGGAAAGUUGUUUGGUUUAAUGUGCAAUAUGGCUAUGGCUUUAUAAAUCGGCAUGACACCAAGGAAAAAUUAUUUGUACAUUAUACUGCCAUAAAGAAGAACAACCCCAAUAAGUAUUUCCGAAGCCUGGAUAGAGGAGAAACAGUUGAGUUUGAUGUUGUGAAUGGAGAAAAAGGUCUGCAGGCAGCUAAUGUAACUGGUCCUGGUGGUGUUCCAGUGCAAGGCAGCAAACAUGCAGCAAAUCACCAGCAUUAUUGGCACUAUUCACAUCGCAAAGGUCCUCUCCAUGACUAUCAGCAAAGCUACCAAUACAGUAAAGGUGGAGAGGAGCGUGAAGAAGCAGAAAAUGUGUCAGAAAAUGCAAAUCAACCACAGCCUGAUUGGACAAAUCACUACCCACAAUACUGUCCAAGGAGACCAUAUGGACGCAGACAACAAUCUCCUGAUGUUCAAAGUCAGAGUGAAUUAUUGCAAAGAACAGCUGAUCAUGAUUUUGAAGAACAAAGAAAAUGGAUGCAUCAAAACCUGCAAAAAGUUAUCAGACCACAACUUCCUCAAGAGCCACUAUAUCAGGGUAGACCCAGAAUGGAUGACACCCAUUCAAUUGCGGUCCGCCAAUGUCAAUCAAGGGUGUGUGCUACAGAUUGUCCAGAAGAUACUGAAAGAGUUACCGACUCAGCCAUAGCAGAGAGGUUGGGGUUCCCUGAACAGAAUUGCCUGGAUUCUGUCAUGCAAAGGUUGAAUUCUACUCUUCCAGAGGAAUCAUAUAAUGUAGUGAAAGAGCCCUCAAUUUCUGUUCCUUCAGAGCAUAAAUUCACAAACAAUGAAUAUACUGACAUGAGCUCCAGUGAGAUAGCAUUAAUUAUGCAGUAGGUUUUGAGAAAAUCAGCAAGGAGGAACAUACAGUAGGUGCUCCAUUUAUUCAGCAUAGAUAUUAGUCUGAGAAUAGACGUUUAGAAAAGGUAUUGUUCUUACCUCAUGUUCAAAAGUUGAAUAGCUAAAUUGUUUUCCUUGUACAAAAAUGUGAGAUUGUUCUUUAUUGGACUUUAAAUAUUGCCUGUUGCGUGAGGACACGCAAAAUUCAAGUGGGGUUGUAUGUGAUACCCACCAAAGGGAAUCACACUUGUAUUAAAAUAGGGUCUUAGAUGUACUGCCCCAUGCUCAAAUUUCUAAGCAGCCCCAACAACUAGUCAACAGGUCAGGAGCAGGUCACAUGACCAGGGACAGUUGGAGGGAUGACAGUUGGUCAGGACACAGUCUGAGGUAGCUGUGAGAGUGGAGGGCAUCUCUGACAGUGGAAAAUUCCAGUCAGAAAAUGGAGGUGCCACUGAGAGCAGCUGUGUGUGAGAGCCACUCAGUAAAAGUCUAAAAAGAGCUACACAGACAGCAGGACUAGGUUAGUGAAAGCCGCAUGUCGCACAGCCUGUCAUGAUUGUUCCUACACCAGUUUAAACCAGUAGGCAUGGUCAAGCAAUAGAGCGCUGCAUAGGAACUCUCUCCCAGGUCCCUGUACUGAACUGGCCAUAUAGCACUCUCCUAUGGACAGCUAUAGCUUCAUCCCACGUAACAGAGGCAAAGAGUUUUUGAGCUGCAUCAUACUACUUCAGUAUCCCCGAUUAUUGGAACAUGAUAACCCUUCUACGGACAGCUAACACAGUGUUAUAAAGCGACAGAAUAGUUGCACAGCGGUAGAAAGAGGUAUACAAAGUAUCAGCUGCAAGGCUUGAGUCAGCAAGAGCGGCUACAGACUAGGUACAAGGACAAGCUAACGGACUCACCGGCACAGAGUAAUCUUCCCUCAGAAUCAGCACUAACCCGUAGGGUGGACCGCAUGCCAGUCGGGAACAAUUAAUUUCUGUACUCGGAUUUGCCUGAUAAGGUUAGCCGUUAACCAACAGAUUAAGUCCCCUGUUGAACUGUGGUGUAACACCUCCACGCUGAGUCUACUACUCACCUCCCCGACUCUCACAGUGACUUGUCACAUUUCUAGAUAUAGACCGUGGAACUAGUCAGGAUAAGGUACCCAUUGUGCACCAAUGCUACAUUGAUCAGCUGAACUUUAAGGGUGAACUAGUUGGGUUAUACACGGUACCGUGCAGGGCAAAGGUAACUGAAAUUGUACUGAUUGUGUAAUAACGUGCAGUGUAAUAAAAAGUUCAUUAUUUCGCAGUGUGAAGUCGAUUGUCCCAGACACCAGUUGGGAAUUUAGUAUU